GUGCCUGAGUGGGAGCGUUUCCGCGCGACCGCCAGCAGGACUGACAGGCAGCUCGCUCCCCGGCUCCCUCCCUCCCUUAUAUACUGUCUAUGCUCCCUCCCCGGCGUAGCCGUUAGCUCGGUCGGUGCACUACUUGCUCUUUGAAUGGUUUAGCGGCGACAGGCAAAGCAGGACUGUGAUGCGAGUACUAUAAAAGGAACCGAGUUACUGUUCACGUCAAAAAAGAAACAGAAGCCACACCGAACCAAGGUGAGAGGCUGAGUGAGCGAGGGAGCGAGUAAGAGAAGGAACGAAAGAGAGAGCGAGAGAGAGCGAGAGGGGCCAUGGAGCAGCAGAGACAGAGAUCUCUCUCCACAUCAGGAGAAUCGCUGUACGUCGUGCUGGGAGUCGACAAGAGCGCCACGACAGAGGAUAUCAAGAAAUGUUACAGGAAACUGGCAUUGAAGUUUCACCCGGACAAGAACCCGGAUAACCCGGACGCGGCUGAAAAGUUCAAGGAAAUCAACAACGCCCACUCCAUCCUGAGCGACGCCACCAAGAAGAACAUCUACGACAAAUACGGCUCGCUGGGGCUCUACGUCGCAGAGCAGUUCGGAGAGGAGAACGUCAACACCUACUUUGUUCUGUCCAGCUGGUGGGCGAAGGCCUUGUUCGUCUUCUGCUGCCUGUCCACAGGCUGUUAUUGUUGCUGUUGCCUGUGUUGCUGCUGUAACUGUUGCUGUGGUAAAUGUAAACCUCGGCCGCCCAUGGACCAGGAGCCCGAGUUCUACGUCUCCCCCGAGGACCUGGAGGCCCAGAUGACCGCUGACGAGAGAGAUGGCAGUGAGCCCAUCAUGAUGCAGCCGUCCUCAGCCACAGAAACCACCCAGCUCACGUCUGAUGCCCACCAAAGCUACAGGACCGACGCAUACUAGACACACACACACACACACACACACACAGCUCACACCUUCUGGUAACCACAGCUACAGUAUCAUCCAAUGGUUCCAACACACACACACGCACCAGCAAAUACUACAUACAAUCACUGACAGUCAGUCAGCCAGCCCACACCUUGACCUUUAAUUCACGUUAAUUUCUAAUGAAUGUGAAUUGAGGGGAGAAGGAGGACGAGAAAUGAAGCAGGACAAAUAAACCCGAAAAAAAAAAAAGAUUCUUUUAAUACUGGUUAGACAGAA
Perca fluviatilis (European perch) is the source of this 1178-nucleotide messenger RNA. Its product is annotated as dnaJ homolog subfamily C member 5-like. Gene Ontology annotation, cellular component: membrane; presynapse; intracellular membrane-bounded organelle. Gene Ontology annotation, biological process: regulation of synaptic vesicle cycle. Lineage: Eukaryota; Metazoa; Chordata; Actinopteri; Perciformes; Percidae. The transcript is spliced from 5 exons. The record is from RefSeq and is a predicted model, not a curated record. Bases 324 to 914 code for a protein of 196 amino acids.